Molecule: messenger RNA, 4976 nt
Organism: Mastomys coucha (southern multimammate mouse)
Lineage: Eukaryota; Metazoa; Chordata; Mammalia; Rodentia; Muridae
Gene: Elp4
Product: elongator acetyltransferase complex subunit 4
Exons: 10
Coding region: 38-1249 (403 amino acids)
Biological process (GO): tRNA wobble uridine modification
Cellular component (GO): elongator holoenzyme complex; transcription elongation factor complex; cytoplasm
Source: RefSeq, a predicted model, not a curated record
CACAGCGUUCCGAUUGGGUCAGCGUAGGAGCUUCAAGAUGGCGGCGGCAGACACCUGCGGCGCGAGUACCCUCAGCUCCGGGUCUGUGGCUUCCGAGGCCGGCCAGAGCGGUACCUCUAGCUUCCAGAGGAGGGGCAAGGCCUCUGGAGGGCCCGGAGGGGGCCCUCGGCUGCUGUCCAUUGCGGGCACGCGACCGUCGGUGCGGAAUGGACAACUGCUGGUGUCAACCGGGCUCCCAGCCCUGGACCAGCUCUUAGGUGGAGGGUUAGCUGUUGGAACACUUCUUCUGAUUGAAGAGGAUAAAUAUAAUAUCUAUUCGCCUUUGCUCUUCAAGUAUUUCAUGGCAGAAGGAAUCAUCAAUGGGCAUACUCUGUUGGUUGCAUCUGCCAAAGAAAGUCCUGCCAACAUUUUACAGGAACUCCCUGCACCACUACUUGAUGAUAAUGGUAAAAAGGAGCUUGAAGAUGUACAUAGUGCUAAAACCCCAGAGCUGGAUGUUAACAUGAAGAUAGCCUGGCGGUACCAGUUACAACCCAAGAUGGAGCAGGUUGGACCGGUCUCAUCGUCACGAUUUGGUCACUAUUAUGAUGUAUCAAAAAGGAUUCCUCGGGAGCUACUAGAGAGUUCAAAAUGGCACGGAUUCUUCCUUCCAGAACACAUACCUUCAGGUUUUAAAGGAGAAUCCUGUUUUUUGUCCUGUGGCUACAUGAAGCUGCUUCAGUUCAUUCAGAACAGCAUUUAUACUGAAGGAUUUGAUGGAGCUAAUCCCCAGAAAAAACAGAAAAACAUAUUAAGAAUAGGAAUUCAGAACCUUGGCUCACCCUUAUGGGGAGAUGACAUUUGCUGUAAAGAAAACUGUGACAACAAUCACAGGCUCACCAAGUUCCUCUACGUUCUCCGUGGUCUUCUAAGAUCCUCACUAUCAGCCUGCAUCAUCACAAUGCCAGCACAUCUUAUCCAGAAUAAAGCAAUUACUACUCGUGUGAGAAAUUUGUCAGAUACAGUGGUUGGUCUGGAAUCUUUUAUUGGUUCAGAGAGAGAGACCAACCCAUUGAUUAAGGAUUAUCAUGGUUUGAUCCAUGUACGGAAGAUUCCUCGGCUUAAUAACUUGACUUGUGAUGAAUCGGAUGUCAAAGACUUAGCUUUUAAGUUAAAAAGGAAGCUGUUCACCAUUGAGGUUCUGUGUACUCUGAAAAUCAUGGCACACUGGCUUACACUGAGACUGAACGGUCCCAAGGACUCACUAUGAAAAUAAGCACUGCCAGUUAUUGGUUCUGUAAGUCCAGGAAGUAAUUCCUCUCUGCCUCGGUUUCCUCACCACUUAGAUGGCAAUAAAGAGAACUGUUGUGAAGAUUAGAUAAGGUAUUCUGUAUGACAGACUUGACACAAGGCUGAUCUGUGUGGUGGUUGUAGUGUUUCACACAGACUAGGAGGCAUUGUUCUACCUUUGGAAAUUUGGUGGUAUAAUCAUCAACAGGCAGAGAUCUCUCUAUGGUCUACAUAACAGGCAGAUACUGAUGGGUCCUAUGAAAUGGGAUCAAAAUAAUGCUUCUUUCAUAGAAGGAAAAGAUGGUUCUACACAUACGCAUAUGAGCUGUCUCAGACUUCAGAACCAUCCUUGCAGUUUGCCACUUUCUUCUCAUCAAAGAGAUCUGAGACUCAGAGAAAAAGUCCUGUGCACAAGAGUAAAUGGCUUUUAGGUGCCAGUGCCAGGAUUCAGUCCAAGGAGUAACAACAAUUGCUCCCACUCUCUGAUAGCUGAACUGCCAGUAUUCAGAACUUAGUGGUUUCUUAUUCAUGAUGUAAGGCAAAUUAAGAGAGCAGAGGGCAUUCUAGUACAUCUCUUUUGAGACUGCACAAAAUAGAGGCUCAAACACUGUUUAUGCAACAGCCAGUGGAAUUCUCCAUUUCUCUAAAAUACAUAUAUUUACUACUGCAGUACUGCCAAGCUCUCUUUGUACUGAAACCUAGGUUUCUGUUUUGUGAAAAAGUAAAUAGCACUCUGUAGGUAAAGUGCUUGCCAUGCAAGCUUGAACGCCUGAGUUCUGGUCCCUGUCACCCACUGUCUUAGUUGCUUGUCAUUGCUGUGAUAAAGCACAAAAAAGCAACUUAAAAAAAGAAGGGUUUAUUUUGGCUCACAGUUCCAAAGUAUAGUCUAUCAAGGAAAGCCCUUAAGAUAACUGGUCACAUUGCAUCCACCAUCAGGAAACAGAAGGAAACUUGUGCUCAGCUCAUUCUGUCCUCUUUAUACAAUCCAGGAUGCCGACCCAGAGAGAGUUGCCACCUACAGUAGCCUGGUCCUACCAUUAAAUGAAUCAAGGUAAUUUCUUUUGGCAUGUCUAAAGCCCAUCUCCCAGGAGAUUCUAGAAUUCAUCAAGUUGACAUAUUUAACUAUUAUAAUCCCCUCUACCCUUGCAAGCCUCAGAACUUGAGUUCUAAUUCCUAACACCCACAUGAAAAGCUGAAUACAGUACAUGUCUGUAAUCCUAGUGCUGUGAAGAUAGAAGCAGAAGGACUUCUGAGGGUUGCCCACCAGUGAUUUUAGCCAAGGGUUGCCCACCAGUGAAUUUAGCCAAUUAACAAGUUCCAGGUUCAAUGAGAGACAUUGUCUCAAAUAAAUAAAUAAAUAAAUAAAUAAAUAAAUAAAUAAAUAAGAUAGCUAAGUGACUGAGGAAGAUUAUUGGUAUCAGCCUCUGGCCUCCACAUGUACUCCCACACAUGGGUAAACAAACACACAGAGAGGGGGAUAAGUGGAUAAAAAAAUAUAUUUCAUGGAUGAGAUAGAGUUACCCUAAUUAUAGCGAUAUCAUCUUUUUAAAAUUGCAUUCUUUAUUUGUGGGGGAGCAUAUGUAACAUGGAUAAAGGAUGUGGACAUCAGAGGACAAUUACAGGAAUCAGUUCUCUCCUUUUACUGUGUGGGUCACAGGAAUUGAUCUCAGAUCCUCAGGUUGGGCCAGAUGCACCUCCACCUACUCUGCUAUCUCACAAGCCCACUUGAAUUAUCCUAUAUUGAGUAGAUUACAAUGUCUUCAUUAAUUUAAACAAAAACAUCCUUUUAUUGCUUUGAAGAAAUUGUUGGCCCUGAAUUUCCUCCCUUUGUCCAAAAACAAUAAAUGUCAUUUCUGGUAAUAAGUUGUUUAAAAAUAGGACAGUUAUAUGCAUAGUUAUUUGUCACUCAAGACAAUAACAAAAUUUGCAAAGCACUGACACCAUAUGGGACUCCUCACAUGGAAUGGAAUUGCUAGGCACUGUACAGUGGAUCAUUUUUUCAAGCUGAUGCACACACAGGUAUAUAAAAGUGCUGUUGUCCUUUGACUUGAGCAAAUACAUUCCCUGUAUUCAUCUUCCUAAAGUCAGUCAUGCAAAACUAUCUCCCAUGUCAUCCAUCCGUCCUCUAGUGGCGCCUCCUCAAGCUCCUCAUUCAGGCAGGAACUUAUGCUAUGUUGAUGUCUUUGUUGCUUUCCUCCUGGUAUAGAGCAGAAGGUGCUUCAACUGCCUAGUGGUGUGACCUAGUUGUGUGAACUAGAAAUGUUACCUGACUUCUCUGUGCCUCUCCCUUUAUUCCCGGCCGUGUGGUCAGCCACUGUACCAGUUGUUUUGGGUCCAGCUUUACUUACCUUCAUGUCAAUGUAAGGAGGAGUCCAAACAGUCUAAGAAACUGUAUCAGUAUCACAUGGCUACUCAAUAGCAAAGCUAGAAUUUAGAUCAUUUUGUUAUAAAACUUUGGCCUCAUGUACCCAUCCCUGAAGGAUACUCCUCUUACCCACACUGUCUAAAGUGGUUUUCGAAUUGUGGGAUGUGACCCCUUUAGAAUCCCAUGACCCUUUACAGGGGUCGCUUAAGACCAUCAGAAAACAUAGGUAUUUACAUUAUGAUUCAUAACAGAAACAAAAUUACUAUUAUGACAUAGCAACAAAAAUAAUUUAUGGUUGGGGUUACCACAAUUAAAGGGUCACAUCAUUAGGAAGAUUGAGGACCACUGGCCCAGAACAUUGAUUCAAAGGGUCUCAUACUCUGCUUUAUGCUAACAACUCUAUCAUCAGCUAACUGCUCUUGCAGGUUAGAAGGUGUAAGGUCCUUCAGAAGAGUUGUCAACCUCUCUUCUUCCUCAGCAUACCUAAGAAAGAAACCUGUACACCAGUAGUCUAAUGUGUGUUUUCAAGACUGGGGUGAUAACAAAUAGGCAUGAUUCAGAAACUCCCAGUCAGUGAUCACCACACCUCUUUCUUCAGAUGUGCUGGGCAGGCUCAGUUCUAAGCACAUUAACUGUGGGCUCAUUCAGUACUCACCACAGCUCUUAGAUUAGAUGUUACAGUCUUUCUACUGAUGAAGGAACUGAGGAGUGAAGGGCAGGCACAUUGUAAAGAUGAGCCUCAUCUUUAUAUCCAGGCUUGGAAACCAUUUUGUAUGAAGACUUGGUUAAAAAUUUCAGACCUUGUGGCCAGAAAGAUAGCUCAGUGGGUAAUGACACUUGUUUGGCAUGCCUGACUGUGUGUGGUACAUGUGCCUGUGUGUGUAUGCGCACUACUUCUAUCCCAUUCAUGCCUCCUUUCGAGUGUCAUCUUUCCCUCAGGCUGCUGGACAAAUGGCCUGGUGACUUCUAGUACUUUUCACAAAUACUUUAAAAAAUGUUAUAUGGUUAACUGUUCUCAAAAACAGAGUACUUGAAACCCCUAAAUCUGUUAGGCAGGUAAGUUGUAGUACCAGGAGUUGACUUGAGAGUUCACCAGACCUUUCCCACCACUAGUUUGUUAUGUUAAAGGAGGCAAAGUUCUUUGCCUUUUUCUCAUUUGUUGUAAAAUUGGUACAAUAGUAGUGUUAGCAUCUUAAGAUCUCUGUGAAGAUGGCUAACCAUCAUACAGACCUGGUACAGCCCCUGGUACCUAGGAAAGAUCAGUCAUUACUGGUCAGGGUCAGUGACCAUAUGCCCCUGUUAAUGAACUUAGUAGCUCUUUUCUUACAUACUUGGUUGUUUG